UGAUGGAGUGGAAUACGCCGACACAUGGCCAACAGGAUCCUUUCAAAUGGUUCACGGAGUCUCAGCUCCAUAAUGUGUUCAGGAACGGCUCAGUCCCAGAUUGGUUUCAUGGGAUCAUUACAAGGAAGACAGCAGAGGAACUGCUGAUGUUCAAGCCGCCUGGCUACUUCCUUAUCAGAGUCAGUGAGAGCAGAAUUGGCUACACCCUCUCAUAUCGUGUGGACCAACACUGCAGACAUUUCAUGAUUGAGGCAAUGGAGGAUGGCCAUUAUGUCAUAGUAGGGGAGAAUAGGACUCACACAAGUCUACAGGACCUGGUGGACUUCUACCGCAGAACUCCUAUCAUGCCAUUCAAUCAGGUGCUCACAGUUGCUUGCGGACAGUCCUCAGAACAUCAUGUCAACUAUGCCCAACUGUUGGUUACCCAAAGACCCCGAAGCUAUACCACCAGUGUGCUACCAAACAACCUCCGACAACCCACUCCGAGUCACCCAGAACCAGUGGACCAUACUCCCCCUCCCCUUCCUCAUCGACCCAACCAUCUGAUGAACUCUGCAAUAUCUUUCCCAAAUAGCCAACCAAACAGGCUUUACCCUUGUUUGGAGGAAGGUGUCAAACACUCCACUGCCCCUCUUCCAACUUCGCCUGUGCCAAAGGUGAGGAAAAAAUUCACAGCUGAUAGCUCUCCAUGGACUUCGCCUCCUGAAGUCCCUUUGAGGAAUCACAUCGCUCAGAAGCAGGACCUGGCCUGCACCAGAAUGGCCUCAGUGCCCAAGAGCUCCUCUGAAUCCCCAGCCGUCGAGAGAAAACAUUGCACCAUCGUCCAGCCACUAAAAUUCCAGGAGCUGAGGCCAUCAGUUGUCACAAACCUGAAGAGCCUCAAGAUGAAAUUCCAGAAAAAGACAACCAACCUGCAGGAAAACCUCUAUGAAGAAAUCACUAAAGAGCCGAAUGACAGCAGCAAAGUUGUGGAGAAUGAAUACCAGGAGCUCACAUUUGGUGGUUCCCCUUAUUGCCACACAGAUGUGAGACUGAACGAUGAAGUGCUACCUCAGGAGUACCGAUCACCUCCACCUUUUGCUCCAGGCUACUGAUAUACUGGCAUUCAUUUUAACACUCUACCUAAUUACUAUGUUGGGAAUUACACUGCAGCCCCAUCAAUAAAUAGUAAUAAGUGGCCACUAGAUUAGUAAAUCUUGACUACAAGGUUGUGACCUCUAGGACCCUAAACCACCUUAUCCAUUCAGCUGAUAGGUCAAAUAGAACAAGUGUUGUUGUCAUGAGGAGGACCAGGCUUACCUUAAACAGCUCCAUCGCUUUCAUUGUUGGAGCUCAUGAGAGCAAAAUGUCAAAGCAAGUUCAUUUGAACACACAAAUAACUGUUAAAAAAACAGCAUCAUUGGUCAACCUAAAAGAAACUAAAUCAGUCUGUUAGCUUCGCUUGAUCUAGAUAUUAACAUUUAUUAUGUUUGCAGUUUGUAAUUUUAAAAAGCAGCACUAAAAAAUAAUUAACUAUCCUGAGGCAAAGUGGGAACAGUGACAUCUUCCUUUCAAAAUUAGCUGUUGCACUGUUUCAAAUCGUUUUGCUAAGACAACCUACAAAGAAGUGACACAACAAAUAUAAAUAAUGCUAGCUUGCUGCCAUUUUUAUCACUUAGGCUGUAAAACAUUCCAUAAAUGUUUUACACUUCAAGGAAGUGACAAAUCCAGCAACGGAAACCUGUAUGUAUCUUAUGUAAAUUAUUGUUGAAUGCUACUACAGACAUAUGAAGGACAUUUUUGAUAAUAUCAAAAUUAUGUAACAAGGCUGAAAGAGAGGUAAUAAUUAUUGGUCAGACUAGUUUCACAGGCAUAAACGUGAGUUAAAAAGCUGCUGCAAACAUUUGUCAUUGAAAAUAUCUGUACAUAUCUUUGUCACUUAUUAUUUGCUUACGUCGUGUUUUUACAACAUUAUAUCACAUUUAUGCUUUCGACAGAUACAUUCCUUGCUGUUAAAUGACACUACUAAAUCACUUUGAAAUUGGUACUUUGUAAUAUUUGCAAAUGCUGUGCAGUAAAAUUUCAAAUACAACAAGCCUUUCAGUA
Girardinichthys multiradiatus is the source of this 2085-nucleotide messenger RNA. It is a transcript of the gene hsh2d, whose product is annotated as hematopoietic SH2 domain containing. Gene Ontology annotation, cellular component: cytoplasm. The transcript has 5 exons. The coding region runs from base 3 to 1094 and encodes 363 amino acids. Lineage: Eukaryota; Metazoa; Chordata; Actinopteri; Cyprinodontiformes; Goodeidae. The record is from RefSeq and is a predicted model, not a curated record.